AUGAAUAUAUAUGGUGUAAACGUUCAAAAAAGAGUGGUAAUGGCUACAAUGGGAUUACAUAACUAUAUCAAAAUUUCCAAUUUUUCAGAUGCUGAUUUUGUAUAUAACCUGACACAGGUGACACAGACACAGCUAGCGGUUGCAGAUAGAGAACAUAUGGCGCAGAUAAGAGACAAUAUUGCAGAUAUGUUGUGGUAA
Thlaspi arvense is the source of this 198-nucleotide messenger RNA. The record is from the annotation of a GenBank genome assembly. Lineage: Eukaryota; Viridiplantae; Streptophyta; Magnoliopsida; Brassicales; Brassicaceae.